Messenger RNA from Vitrella brassicaformis, 1582 nucleotides. The record is from the annotation of a GenBank genome assembly. Lineage: Eukaryota; Vitrellaceae.
CUCCCAACACGCUAUUUUCACACUUCUCAAUCACCAUGGCCGAUCAGCAAGGCAAGACGCUCGUCGUCGUCACGGGUGCGUCCCGCGGCCUCGGCAAAGCCAUUGUCGUGGAAAUAGCCAAGGCGCUCAGCAACUCUCCGGCACACAAGAAGACGCACUUUCUGCUCAUCGGACGGGUAAGUCAGCCAACAACAGACAGAUCCGGCACUGGCUGAAUGCAAACACGAGGAAUGUGCCUCAUCUGCGCGUGUGUGUGUGUUGUUUGUGUGUGGCUGCAGGACACAGAUGGGAUGGAGCAGACGUGGCAGGAGGCGCAGGACGGCAUUGCAGAAGACGCACAACUGACGGUGGCCAUCCACAGGUAACAGAUAGACAGACAGACAGACAGACAUCAGGCCACCUGCUCUCACUCUCUCUCUCUCUCUCUGUGUGUGUGUGUGUGUGUGCAGGUGUGACUUGGCUGGCCCGUUGGAGGACGUCGGCAGGGCUUUCGACGCCAUCCUCUCGUCCGAGUGGGCAGUAUCAGGCCCCUUCCACCAAGUGUAAGGCGCCCACUCUCUCUCUCUCCAACCGACGGCAACCAAAGAGAGCGCACCUGUCCACUGUUGUCCUCUUACCAUGCAGGUACUUCAUCCACAACUCGGCCAACACGGGCCCUCUCGACAGCAUCCGCGACAUCUCUCCGGCCGAGAUCCGCACCAACCUGCUCUUCAACAUCGGCUCGCCCUUCCUCCUCACCAGCCGGCUGCUGCGGUUCGUCGCACCGAAUGACGGCGCCGCCCCGCCACGCGCCAAGAGGCUGCGGAUCGUCAACAUCAGCUCCCUCGCAGCCAAGGUUGCGAUUCCCGCAUUUGGUCUGUACUGCAUGGGCAAGGCGGCGAGGGACAUGCUGAUGCUCCAGGUGGCCGCUGAGGAGAAGGGCACCACGGAAUGCGAUGUCAAGACACUCAGCUAUGCGCCAGGUGGGCGCGUGAAUGCUUGUGCAGAUGGGGGACAGACAGAUGUAGACCACUGUGUGUGUGGUGUGAUUGGUGUGUGCAGGUCCGAUGCGGACGGCCAUGACUGAGCCUAUGUUUGAGGGCAAGUGUGCGUCAGAGUCGAUGAUCCAGUCCUUCAGGGACAUGGAGAAAAACAACACGCUCGUCGACCCAUGUAGGUGCGCCCCCCUCCCCUAACACACACCCAAUCUCACUCUGUGUGUGUGUGUGUAGAUGUGAGUUCCCGCAAGAUGGUGAGGCUGCUGCUGGAGGACAAGUACGAGGCGGGCGCCCACAUCGAUGUCUUUGACGAAGACACCGAGACAAAUUCACAGACGCCAUCAAACUGACUGAUCAAUACAAACACACACACGUGCUGAUGCCUUGUGUGUGUUUUCGGAUGGACGAGAGUUUCUUUCUCCGACAGCUCAUUUGCCUGCUGUCUAGGUACCUUGCGGCUUGUGCUGAGGCAAGUCGUUUGGUUCCUGUGCAGUGGGGUGGUCGAGUGGCUGCUGGAGGAGGGAACUCUCCAUCCGGUCGAUUGCACUCAUGGAUGUACAUGUUGCUGUACAGCAGAUGGAUUAAUGGAUGCGUGUGAAGAGGUG